Molecule: messenger RNA, 659 nt
Organism: Actinia tenebrosa (Australian red waratah sea anemone)
Lineage: Eukaryota; Metazoa; Cnidaria; Anthozoa; Actiniaria; Actiniidae
Source: RefSeq, a predicted model, not a curated record
AAUAUACAGAAAAACUGAAGUCAUCCAUUAAACAACAAACCGAUUUCCUGUUGUCAGAGGAAGAAGACAAGAAAAUUAGAACCGAUGACAUCUUUACGAGUGUGACUAUCCAACGCGGUCCAAAACACUUCCAGGAACCCAAAGAAAAAAGGUUUGGCAGGAGGCAAUUGGAUGAAGUUCAAGCAAGUAGUAAAAAACUCGUGGACUGUUCAGAAAUGUUUCUUUGUCCAGAAAAUGAUGAUCAGAAAUCCACAGCUUCUUGCACGACCAAUCCUAAAUCUAUCUUGUUGACGGGCAAAGCAGGAAUUGGAAAAUCCCUUUUUUGUCGGAAGCUGGCACGGGAUUGGUCGCAUGGCCGAUUGUUUGAGGAAGGUCAAGAAAAUGCCAAAGUACCUGAUUUUCAGUUUGUGUUCUCGUUGACAUUCCGUCAAUUUGUUCUUCCAGAAGAAAAACUUAAUUUGUGUGAAAUCUUAAAUCGGUCCUCCCUACUGAACGAGCACUCAGUGAUAGACGAGUCAUUACUGCAGUACAUGAUUGAAAAUCCUGAGAAGCUGCUCAUCAUUCUUGAUGGGUAUGAUGAGUAUAAACAACGACAGAAAAUCACCGGGGACUUUGAGACAAGAUACCCAAACGACCCAGAUGAAAAAAUACCUGUUCCU